Messenger RNA from Colletotrichum higginsianum IMI 349063, 720 nucleotides. Its product is annotated as Nad dependent epimerase dehydratase family protein. Bases 1 to 720 code for a protein of 239 amino acids. Gene Ontology annotation, cellular component: cytoplasm. Gene Ontology annotation, biological process: import into nucleus. The transcript has a single exon. The record is from RefSeq and is a predicted model, not a curated record. NCBI's taxonomy places the organism in Eukaryota, Fungi, Ascomycota, Sordariomycetes, Glomerellales, Glomerellaceae.
AUGGCGCAUUCGGCCGCAGUCAUCGGAUCCACCGGCCUUGUCGGAUCCCACAUCCUCACCAACCUCAUCACCUCUGAGGCCUUCGCCGCCGUCAACACCAUCUCACGCCGCCCGCCCAAGGCCGGCGGCCUCACGCUGAAGCCCAUUAUCGAGCAGGAUACCUCAGCCUGGCCACCCAAGUUGGCCGCCCUGCAGCCGCUCCCUACCGUCGUCUUCUCGGCCCUCGGUACCACGCGCGCCGCUGCAGGCAGCAUCGCCGAGCAGUGGAAGAUUGACCAUGACCUUAACAUCGAGCUCGUCAAGGCCGCAAAGACGGCCGGCUGCAAGGCCUUUAUCUUCAUCUCGAGCGCCGGCACCCGAGGCGCCCUCUCAGCCCAAGCGCCCUACAGCAAGAUGAAGAACGGUGUCGAGGAUGCCAUCAAGGAAGCCGGCUUCGACCACGGAAUUAUCUUGAAGCCCGGCAUGAUCCUUGGCCAGCGCGAGGAGAGCCGUGCCGCCGAGGGCAUCUUCCAGAGCGUCAUCAGGACCCUUGGCAUGGUCAGUCGCAACAUCCAGGACAGCAUUGGCCAGGAAGCCGAGGUCAUUGCUCGCGCCGCCGUGCAUGCAGCUGUUCUUGUGGAGCAGGGCAAGGCGCCGGCCGGAGUGUGGGAGAUUAGCGGCGCCGAGAUUGUGCGGCUUGGGCGGACGGAGUGGAAGCACGGCCCUUGGCCCCGCUCUUAG